AUGGCUGAACAACGCCCUCCCACGCCGGCGACGGGCGACGACUCCUUAUCUGUGGGCCCCUCCAGAAAGGCCCCGGAUGCUGAGGAAUGCACCCUCGUCAGUUUCUACGCCGAGACAUAUCCUGGCGGGCCACUGUUGCUCCAUAAUCUGUGGUUCCAUGAGAGCUGGAGUGGUUUUGAUGCGCCGCUGAACAUCUUAUUUGGCGAGAUAGACUAUAAGCCUAUGGCCGUUAUGCUUCCUCAUGCUCCUGAGGGGACGCCGAAGAACGAUUAUGACUUUGAGUUCGUGCAGUUUCACGGUCCCAGGCCGGAUAAGUCUGAAAGGGAACCGCCUCGUCCCAACUCCCGGGCAGGCAACCAACACGCAAAUGCUAGGGUUCCCCCAUUCUUUCGAGCCUCCGCUGAAAGGGUCCGCGGAAUGGCCAAUCGCAUCCGCAUUCCCACUUUCCGGCCCCCUCCCGCCCGGUGGUGGUAUCACAAGUUCAAACAGUUCCUAAAAGCUGUUCUCAUCCUCGUCACCAUCAUUGCCGUCAUUUUUGCAGGUUUCAAGCUUGUUGACCAUGGUCCACAGCUGCGAGAGAACAUUGUAUCCAAGUUUGAAUCGAUCACUGAAUCGAUCACUCAGUUGAUCACCCAAGGAAGUAGUCAUACUGAUCAUUUCAACGCUGAUAGGGAUGAUAGCGAUAAUAGGGACUAUUUCAACAUGGGAAGAGACUAUUUCGAUACCGACAAGGACCCUUUCAACACCGACAAGGAGCAAGUCAAAGCCGAUACGCACAAUUCCGAGGCUGGUCGAGACCACUCCAGGGUUACCAAGGACCGCUCCAAGACUGCCAAGGGCCAACCCGAAACCAACAAGGGCCAAUCCCAAACCAAAAAAGAUAACAUCAAGACGGAUAAGGGCCAGCACAAGUCUGGCAAAAAAGCUGACGGCAACCAUUUCCGCGGCUCCUGGACCAAGCCAGACGAUACACACAUCACCUUUGAGGCUUCAAAAACGUCUGAAGAUCAUGUAACAGAAGUAAAGUUUGUCCAAUCAGAAGAGCAGUUCAUCAAGGAUGCAGAUGACAAUGUGCUCUUUUCCUUGAACAGCGUUACUCGGUUCUUUGUGACGCUCAUUGGUGGUAAUGAGCAUGACGAGAAACUGGACAAGAUCAUGGAAGGACUAGGGGCCGUAUCCUCAAAAGGGAGUAAGAAGGCCAAGUCACGAUGGUGGUGGUGGUAG
Molecule: messenger RNA, 1224 nt
Organism: Fusarium vanettenii 77-13-4
Lineage: Eukaryota; Fungi; Ascomycota; Sordariomycetes; Hypocreales; Nectriaceae
Exons: 2
Coding region: 1-1224 (407 amino acids)
Source: RefSeq, a predicted model, not a curated record